Molecule: messenger RNA, 2160 nt
Organism: Oldenlandia corymbosa var. corymbosa
Lineage: Eukaryota; Viridiplantae; Streptophyta; Magnoliopsida; Gentianales; Rubiaceae
Source: the annotation of a GenBank genome assembly
AUGUGUUCUCCUCCUCCAUCAUCACCUUCAGUCACUCUCAUCUCCGAUUGUUUCAUCAAACCAAAAUCCAUCCCAGAAGAAUCAAACCAAUCACUGUACUUGUCUUCAUGGGAUUUAGCUGCCCCUGUGCCCAAUACAUCCAAAAAGAGACAUGAAGCACCAAAAUUGAGGGAAAGAUUUUUCCAUUUCUCAGCAGGGUCUUUGGCCAAAUUGAAAGCAAAAGCAAAUGCUGAAUGCAAUACUACUAAGAUUUCUACUUUGCAAGCAUUGUCUGCCCAUGUUUGGAGAUGCAUCAUCAGGGCUAGGAAUUGUCCACCUGAUCAGGAAACGAGCUGUAGAAUGGCAAUCAAUGACAGGCAGACGUUGAAUCCACCUUUGCCGGUGGACUACGUUGGGAACUCCUGGAAAUUGUAUCAGGCUGUCCAAAACCAUACUGAUCAACAUUAUGAUGGGAAGUUCUCCAAGUUUCAUUGUAUCCUGGAUCUGAAGGUGGAGGAAUUUUUACCUCAUCAUGUUUUGUCCUUCUCCCUGAGUUGGAAUUCCAUGAAAUCGGAAAUUACAAUGAGCGCUCAGACGAAGGCCCCUGCUGAUAUGAAAUGUUAUCGCAAGGAUGAAGCUAAUAGAUUCCAUUUAGCUGAUUUUAUCCAACUGAUUUGUCAUCCAGUCGAGCCGGAAAAGGAAUUAUCUUGUUAUCUUUACUUGUCUAAUAUGAUGGAAGAUCUGGUUGCUUUCCAGUUUCGGGAUUUGCACGCUAUCAAUCUCUGGGUCAAACCAAUAUCUGGGAUCAUUUUGCCGCACACAACAUGCGGGAUAACAGUUAAAAUGCAAGCUCAGAAGGAUCCCCCACCUGACAUGAAAUGCAAGGACAAACUUAGAAUUCAGUGUGUUGUUUUAACACAAUUGCCAACUGAUGACAUCAAGCAAAUGUUCAAUGAGGGGAAACCACAACAUUAUGUUGAAGAGCAUGAAUUGCCGGUGAUUUACCUGUCAAGGCCUCUACCAAUCUCACCCCUGCCUAAAGAAGCCUACAGUUUGUUAUCACGGAGCCGAAUUUCUAAUUUCGAUGAGAUAAGCACCAUGGAGCUCUUGAAGAUUGACAAACACGAGCUCAAUUUUCCUUUCGAGGCGAAAAAGCAGAUCUCUUGCUCUCUGCAGCUGUCCAACAUGACUGGAAAUCAUGUUGCUUUCAAGGUAAGCACAACUCAUCAAAAGAACUUUUCUGUCCGGCCGAAUAAAGGAGUUGUGUUGCCACGAUCUACAUGCAAUGUUCUAGUAACAAGGCAAGCUCAGAAGUCUCUUCCUGAUGUACUUAGCAAGGAAAAGUUUCUUAUUCAAAGUGCACUGGUGAAACCCGGCAGCACAGAAGAUAUCAGCUGGAAAACGUUGAAAGAUGCUGGAAUUGUCAGAGAGUCUAAAUUAACGGUGGUCUAUACUCCUGCAAAUGAAUCACCAUUCCUAGAUGCAGAAGGAUCAAAAGACAAGGAAAGUGAUGAUUUAAAUGUUCAUAAGGUUGUUCCCGACUCCUGUGUCAUUUAUCAGAUGAGCGCAAUGGAGCUCUUGAAGAUUGAUAAACAGGAACUCAACUUCCCUUUUGAGGCGAAUAAGCGGAUCUCUUGCCCUCUCCAGUUGUCCAACCUGACUGAAAAUCAUGUGGCUUUCAAGGUCAAGACGACUCAGCCUAAGAAGUGUAUUGUUCAACCGAAUAAAGGGGUUGUGCCGCCUAGAUCCACAUGUGAUGUUCUGGUGACAAUGCAAGCUCAGAAGGCUAUUCCAGAGGUACAAUCCAGGACAAAGUUUCUUAUUCAAAGCGCAGUGGUGAAACCCUGUACCUCAGUAGAAGAUGUCAAAUGGGAAAUGUUGAAAGAUGCUGUACUUCUUAAAGAGUACAAACUUCCGGCGGUUUAUACUCCUUCAACCGAAACACCAUUUGAAGAUGCAGAAGGAUCAAGAGAAUGUAUAUCAGGACCAUCAAGAUUGGCUGUUGAUGAAACUAAAGAUGAGGGCAAAGUAAGGAGUAUCAUCCAGAGGAAACUGCGACGUAUUUCAUCUGCUUUUGAGAAGAUGUUUAACUCCUUGGGGAUUACUUCAAGGUUGUGGAUAUUUCGGAAUUCAUCUUCCGCAUACCAAAGGUUACUGGAUGAAUCAGAUGAUGAGCAUUGA